AUGCAAAUAAGGCUACUAACUUCUGGCUUGCUUUCUUUCCAUUUGGUACUCUUCUUUUGAACUUAUGACAACUACAUAAAUUCAGUUAAAAAUUUAUUCAUUGAUUCCUUGAAUCUUGUUUAUUGUCGUCACAAUAUUAAAUUUUCUUUGUUAUGCACACCUCAAGAUCUCUCUAGCAUAAACUUUCCUUUUUAAUUUUUAGAGUCUCUUUCUUAUUUAGAUUUUCUAUUCAUUUUUCUGCUUGUCAGCUGAGCUAAAGAAACCUCAUUAAAUGCUUUGACUAGCAAACAAUCAAAGCCUACAAAGUAACGCGCACUUCUAGAAAUCACAAAACAUGAAGUCAGAAAACUAUGCCAAAAGCGCUGUCGUGAAAGGAGAAAGCAGCAUCAUGACGAACAAUAAUUCUUCAUAAAUUUAUCAUUGUCAAAAUGAGUCGGGAUUAUAAAUACAUCGUUUUGUACUCGCACUCUUAAACAGCUUCUAAGCAGCUCUCAAAUUGCCUCAAGAAAGAUCUUUUGUGUUGUAAACCACUAAUUUCUCUUGAUACUUCUCAAGCAGAGACGACAGUAGAUUUUUCUGUAAGUAUACAUUGAGUCAUGAAUCGACCUUCAACUGUUAUGCAACAUUUCUAAUCUUUUAAGGCUUUUGUUACUGUUCGGAGUGUUUUCCAUUUGAAAGCUGCGAAUGUAGCGAAAGUGCGAUCAAGACAUAGCUACGAGAAUGCGCCAUUUGUAACUGAAAAGUUCAAAGGAAAGCGAGCUGCUUGCCAAGGUUGACUAGAGCAUUUGGCAUAUUGCUAUCAGAUAAAUGAUGCUUUUGAUAGCAAAAUAGUCUAGUGUCAGUGUGGGAAAAAUAUAAGGAUAAUAUGUUGGAAGGGUUUUGCUACUGGACGUAGUGUUGGAUGUCUCCCAACUUGAGGAAUGCGUAAAUACAACCGUACUUAAAGAAAAUGCUAUUGAAGUAAGGAAGAUUCUAAUCGCAAUGGAAAACACAACGUUGUCUCCUACGUCACAAGCAAACAAUGUAUCAAACAGCAGCCAUAACUUUGCAGUUGAGGGGAAAUCGAAAAACCUUAUCAUUGCAGAAAUAACAGUCUACUGCAUCGUAUUCUUUCUCAGCUCCAUUGGCAAUAUCGUUGUUAUACUUGUUGUUUCCCGGAAAAGACGCAUGCAGACAGUAACUAACUGGCUUAUUGUAAACCUUGCAAUUGCUGAUCUAGCAGUGACUCUCAUCUGUAUACCUGUUGAGAUUCCUCUGAUUUUAAAAGGUGUUUGGCUGUAUGGGAGGGUAUUUUGUCAUAUGUUGUACCCUUUGCAAACAAUGACGAUCUAUGCCUCAGUUUAUACACUCGUCGCAAUGAGCCUCACAAGGUACUGGGCUAUACGUCAUCCUUUCCGCCGCCAAAUGUCAACUAAACAAGCAAAGAUCCUCAUAUGUUUCUUAUGGCUGAUUAGCUUCAGUUUUGUAGUCCCCUAUAUCAUACGCCUGAACUAUGACCCUAGCCAACAAGCUUGCAUCGAAGUUAGCACGCCUCAAGGCAAACGGAACUACACUAUUGCUAUCUUCGUCAGCCAGUACAUAUUUCCGUUAAUGCUUAUUCUGUUUGCUUACAUCCUGAUUGCCGUUGAGCUGAGCGGCAACCCCAAAGGUGAUGCAACGCUAACGCAGAAACAGAAACAGAAGGAGAACACAAAAGUAUUGACAAUGGUCGUUGUAGUAACGGUAACGUUUGCGUGCUGUGUCUUGCCUUAUCAUGUUGUUGGUUUAUAUCUAGAGUUUUCCAAAAGUAAAGCAUUUCCCCACCAAGCUGAAGUCUCUACACUGUCUUACUUGCUCUUAUUUGCCAACUCAUGCAUGAAUCCAAUAAUCUAUAACGCCUUCAAUUCUAAAUUUCGUGAAUCGUUCAAAGAUCUCUGGAAUGAGCUCCUGAAUUGUGGCAAGACUCGUGACUAUAUGCAAAGAAGACGCUAUGCAACGAUGUAUCAGAGAGAGAAAAGCGUGCAAAAUGGUAGAGAUUCGAAUGCUAACCAUGGAGGCCAAGACGUAGAGCUAUGCACGCUCGUCACUUGAGCCGUAUGAGCAGUUUGGAAGACGCUGAUUCGAUGUCGAUGAGUUCAAGGCAUCAUAGACAAGCCCUUUCUAAAGUGAUGUGUUGUAGCAUUAGAGACAUACUUUUGCAACGCACGUCAGCUUUGCAUUCACGCCAGAACGAUGGAAAAGGGAACAAUUUGAAAACAAAAAGAUUUGAAAAAAUGGGACGGUUCGAAGUUGUUUGCAAAUUUGAUGCAGCUUAAAUGCCGUAAGCGUUAAUAUUUAAUGCGUACUAUUUUCUGGCAGUUGGGCAUGAGAGAGAGUUCCCAAACGAUAGAUAACGUUGGUCGGUGUUCCUGAAGGAAAUCAGCUUGCAUAUCUAACUUGAAUGCUGGCAGGUUUUUAAACCAACGAAACCGAAAACUUCAAAUGCCUUGUUUGCCUAAAUUGAAGCCAUCCAGUAUGACUGCAGAAUAAUCAUAUCUUGAAUAGUAUAAUGAACACAAGAUCGCAUUUUCAUAAUUUGCUGUUUCCAAACUGCAAGUUAGAGGCUUUGUCUGUAUUUAUCAAAUGUUGUUAUUCAAAAGUUAGCAACGGUGCUAAGGAAAAUUUUCAGAAUAUAAGGCAAGCUAGUAGCUCAAAUGCGUUUGUUAACAAUCCAUGAGAAUCCAUGUGAUCCUUUGAAACGGUGUUAUAGGACUUAAGCAAAGUUUAAGAAUAACUAAUUUUCCAUGAAUUGAGGUAUUGUUUUAAUGACAAGAUAAGUAUUUCGGUUUCAUUCGUCCAUAGAAUAAUCUCUGCUCGCAAAAUAUUGAUUUAUUUUUAAAGAAUCUAAUUAAUUCAACAUAACUCAUUAAAACGAUCAAACGUUUUCUUUUGAUGUGGUAGUUUUCAGCAUUGUUUUGUUACAAUAUUAAUAGCCUGGUUUACGUGAAGAUUAAUUCCACAUCAAAAUUUUAAAGCGCAAUUAGCCAUUCACAAACGUAUAGGAAAAUCGUAGCCACAUGAUACUGCCAUAUUCUAAAGCUCUUAAUAAUGCAUGGAUAUAAAGAUGCCUCUUAUCCAGUCUCUAAUUUCAUAACAAGGAUUAUCUACGGCUCAAAAUCUUUCACUAAAGAUAUUUAAACAUAAUCCCGGCGCAGUUUCAGAAUUUCCUAUGGCCUAAGUCUAUAUAUGGUGCGAUGCUGAUAGAUUGCUGUAAUGUUAGUAGCUAGAAGUACGUAGACCAGAGCCUCUUUUAAAUCUAAUUUAAGACUUAGCAGUAGACAUUUACAAUAGUUCGUGUAUAAAUAUUGUGUAUAUACGUCUCUAAGGAUAUCUUUACCUUGUUCAAGUAAUCUAACAAGCUUUUCGUAAAGAUAAAUAUCGGAUUCACAUAAAAUAAAACCUUUGAGAUCAUUUUUGCUCUUUUGAUUAACAAUACAGCACACAUAUGAAAUAUUAUUUUCUCAACCCCAUGAAAGGGCAUUCCCAGUGAAAAGGGAAUUCAAUAUCAAUUGUUUUGGUUAGGGGAAUCUUUAAACCUUUUACAGCAGAUACAUCACGUGUACAUGACGUUCGCGUGUACAAGAGGUUCACGUGUAUGUGACUUGAAAAUUCGAUCUUAUUAAUCAUUCUGACAAAAGACUAGGAAUAAAGUUUCGAAAACCCAAUGGAUCAGAUGUAGUUUAACUGUUAUUGAUUUUACUUGAUUUGCACGUUUCUUGAAACUCAAAAGAUUGCUUUACUUUGCUGUUUGCUUUACAAGAUUGCUUUACAAGACUGUUGACAAGAUUAAGUGGUCGCAUUUCUCAAAAUCAAUUAUGAUACAAUCCGCUGUUGCUUUGGAGGAAGCUCCCUCUCUUUGUCAACUAGAGCUAGCUUCUGAAUUCAGAAGAAAUCUGGUCAUGCUUCUGAACUUUUAAUCUGUUAGCAGCUUUUGUUAAUAGUAUGCAGUGAUGCAAUAUGUAAAUAUUCCUGUUAAUAACUCUGUAUUUAGAUAAAUAACGGUGAAUACAGAAUCUAGUGCA
Molecule: messenger RNA, 4040 nt
Organism: Rhopilema esculentum
Lineage: Eukaryota; Metazoa; Cnidaria; Scyphozoa; Rhizostomeae; Rhizostomatidae
Product: neuropeptide FF receptor 2
Biological process (GO): G protein-coupled receptor signaling pathway
Cellular component (GO): plasma membrane
Molecular function (GO): neuropeptide Y receptor activity
Source: RefSeq, a predicted model, not a curated record